UGUUAUUGUCGAAAAUGGAGGAGGAUUCAGAGAUUGAGGUGAUGAGCGAGAUUCACCUUGGUUGCCCUCCCGCCGCCACUGACGAUCCCUUUCUUUCCCGUUUCACCUUCUCUUUUCCCUCCAAUACUGUUAGUGUAGAUAAAGAUGGCGAUCUUCUUCUUCCUAGACGCAAUUACCCUAGCCCAUCGUUUACUGUCACUAUUCAGCAUUCUAUCACAUCAAAUCUCCGUCAUGUUGGUCUGCAGGUGUGGAAAGCUCAACUGGUCUUAUCAGAAUUUGUGCUGCAUAAGAUUUGCACCUCAUCUGAUUUCCAUGGCAUUGUGUGUCUGGAACUCGGUGCUGGAACAGGGCUACUCGGUAUUUUGCUUGCACGGGUCGCCAAGGCUAUUUUCCUUACUGAUCAUGGAGACGAGAUCCUUGGCAACUGUGGUAAGAACCUGGAAUUGAAUUCAUCCUUGUUUCACCCCCACACUGUGGUAAAUGUUCGUGAGCUCAACUGGAUGAGCGAUUGGCCUAUUCAAGACACCCAUGCUCUGUCUCCUUUGUUUAUGUCAAGCUACUGUUGGAACAAGCAGGACUUUGAACUAGUCAAAUGUUCAAGCUUCAUUUUCGCGGCAGAUGUGAUCUACAGCGAUGAUCUAACAAUUGCGUUAUUUAGCAUGCUAAGGAGAGUAAUGUCAUUCGGUUGUGACAAGGUGCUAUAUUUGGGAUUGGAGAAACGAUACAACUUCAGCCUUGAUGAUCUCAACGUUGUUGCCAAUGGCUACACCUGCUUUAGAAGCUACGUCAAAGAAGAUGGAAUAGGUAAGCAAGAGAAGAGGAGUUUUGUGGGGAAGCGCAUCGACGUCACACAAAUCCCCCACUACUUGAAGGAUUACGACAGAGGAGAAGAUGUUGAGCUAUGGGAGAUCAAAUAUGUACUUCGAUUAAAAUCCCAAUGUCUGAUUUGA
Messenger RNA from Arabidopsis thaliana (thale cress), 950 nucleotides. Its product is annotated as Putative methyltransferase family protein. The transcript is spliced from 7 exons. The record is from RefSeq and is marked reviewed. Bases 15 to 950 code for a protein of 311 amino acids. Gene Ontology annotation, molecular function: protein methyltransferase activity. NCBI's taxonomy places the organism in Eukaryota, Viridiplantae, Streptophyta, Magnoliopsida, Brassicales, Brassicaceae.